CAGCAUCAGCUGUGGUCAUGAGAACCAGAUGGAGGCUGGGCCACAGGAUGGCAGGCAGGCAGGCGGCUCCGCUAUCUGCUGCCUGACAAUACGGUGACGGUAACACGGACGCUGCAGAGCGCCGCUACAUUAUUGUGACACUUGCCCGCUGGUUUAGGGAGCUUCAUAACGGUACAGGACAGGUGAAGUUUGCCUGUAGAGGAGUUGGAGAGCUUCGCCUGUGGCUUAGAAACGCUGUAAGCUAAACUGAAGUUUAAUAAGCUAACGUUAUAGUCAGCUCUCAUCCAGCAGCUAGCAGUGCCGGGCUACAAGCCGCCGCCUGUCCCUUGCUGCUUUUAUAUGGUCAGAAUUAGCUCUGCAGAGAGACAUGCCUUUCUUCUCCGCUCGUAAAUAUAUAGUGACCCGCAGAUGAUCCCAGCUAACUCGCGUUGCUGCUUUUCACACGGAUGUAGGUAACGAAAAUUGAUAGUGUUUUAUUUAAUUUUUUUGUGGUCAGUCUAGAUAGCAAUGCGGACCACAUUGUUUCUAAUCGGCUCCCGGGCUUCAGAUUACUGCGCUCCACGGAACUGCUGCGGCGUGAGUUGUCGCGUUUCGCAUAAUGGGUGAUCAUUAUGGAGAUGUCAAGGUUCAGCUCGGGCAGAUGAAAUCACUGGGCGAGGAUGCAGAGAAGGAGGAAGUGGAUCCCGAGGAAGAGAUGCCCGUGUCUUCUCCCUCCGCCUCCCCAGAUUCCACCGGCCGCAUCACCACCGGCCCGGGGACGGAUGCACUAUCCACCAAUAUUUGCAAGCAGAAGGGGAAAAGAGGCAGCAAGAAUCCUUGUGGGAAACCCUUGCAGGGAUUUCCAGCUCACGCUGUGAAAAACUUCAACAGUCCUAUAUGUGAUCAAACACUCCACAUCAAGGGGACGGGGACGAUCCUGCAAGGCAAGACAGCAGAGAGUAACGGGAACUACGUCCACGAGUCCAGCAACACGCAGGAAACACGCUGCAAGGAUGAAUUCAAGCUUCCCAGAAAGAGGAGGCCUGUGACGGUGGACACGUCUAAAGCCAAAACCUCCCUGGAAGCCCUGAAGCUGAGCAUCAAGGAGCUACAGUGGAAACAGUUUCACACGGGAAGACGUGCAGCAUGUGAUAUCUACUGGCAUGGUGUUUCCUUCCACGACAAUGAAAAUAUUGUGUCAGGACAAGUCAACAAGUUCCCAGGGAUGGUGGAGAUGCUGAGGAAGAUCAACCUGAGUAGAGCGGUUCGGACUAUGCAAGAGCUUUUCCCAGAAGAGUACGACUUCUAUCCGCGCUCCUGGAUCCUGCCUGAAGAGUACCAGCAGUUUUCCACAGAGAUUCGUAUGGUGAAGGAGAGCGACGGCACGGAGAGCCCGACUUUCAUCGUGAAGCCCGACGGGGGCUCCCAGGGGGAUGGUAUCUACCUCAUCCAAGACACCGUCGAUCUGAAGCUGGUGGUGGGCACACAGGCCAAACAAGCGGUGGUGCAAGAAUACAUCCACAAGCCGCUGCUCAUCGACAAGCUCAAAUUCGACAUCCGCCUCUACGUGCUGAUAAAGUCCAUGCAGCCACUGGAAAUCUACAUCGCCAAAGAAGGUCUGACGCGCUUCUGCACCGAACCCUACCAGGAGCCAAGCCAGAAGAACCUGAGCCGCGUCUUCAUGCACCUGACCAACUACUCGCUCAACGUUCAAAGCGGCAACUAUGUCCACUCGGACAGCCAGAACACGGGCAGCAAGCGGACGCUCUCCAGUGUGCUCUACAGGCUGGCAGCCAAGGGCGUUGACAUCAAGCGGGUCUGGUCGGACAUCAUCGCCCUCGUCAUCAAGUCUGUCAUCGCCGUGCUGCCGGACCUUAAAGUCCACUACCAAGCCGAUAUACCGCCUGCUAAGCCAGGGCCUACUUGUUUCCAGAUAUUAGGCUUCGACAUUCUGCUGAUGAAGAACCUGAAGCCGGUGUUAUUAGAGGUCAACUCCAACCCCAGUAUGAGAAUAGAACAUGAGCAGGAAGUGGCUCCAGGAGUUUUCGAGUACGUUCCCAGUCCAGUAGAUGAGCAGGUGAAAGUGGGGGUGAUUAGGGACACGCUGCGCCUCAUGGAUCCCUUCAACAAGAAAUUGACAGCGACUCCUCAACCAAGAGGAGGCGGGUCUGAUCCUGUGGAGGUGAUCCCAGCGCACGGCGAUUCUCAAGGCAGAAGUCCAGAUAACGCGGAUAAUCUGCCUCCGCUGUGCUUGAAGCAGGUCUACCCGAAGUACACCAAACAGUUCAACCAUCUGCGGCUGGUGGAGCGAAUCGCCGCUCUCUUCAUACGCUUCCUCGGGGUGAAGGGCAACAUGCGCCUCGGCCCCACUGCCUUCCGAACCUUCAUCAGGACUUGUAAACUGAGCAACAGCAACCUCACCAUGGCUUCAGUGGACAUCUUGUAUAUUGACAUCACACGUCGAUGGUCCUUCGCCCUGGCCGACUCCCGAGAAGCAGGGAUGGGACUGCAGGCAUUCGUGGAAGCCUUUUUCAACCUGGCGGGGCGGCGGUUCAAAUCCCUCGCACUGAGGGAGCAGGUAGUGUCCCUGCUGGACCUGUGCGAGUCUCACCUGGGGCCGCAGUCCGGCGCCGAGGACAGACGCUCGCUGAGCUGCAGCAGGGCGCUGCCGCGAGGCGGCAGGACCCAGGCGCUCUACCUCCCCCACCCUCGGCCCAUCUCUCCGGCCGCGCACCGGAGGGCCACGAGCCAGGACUGCCGGCCGCAUCAAAGACCAAAGCCUCGCACGCUCAGGGCAAACGUGGAGAACUGAUGAGAGGGAACCGGCUGUUCAAAACCCACUGCAUCGCCUUGAACCCUCUCCACAGGAGCGAGCGGGGAGGGGGAAGAUUAAGGGUCCAUUUCUCCUCCGCAGAAUAUGAGAAGGGCUAGUCGACCCCUGCUGGCUGGCUUGUCGACGCAUUGCUCUAUGCCUGAUUGCUUUUUUUUUUUUCCCAUUUGAGGAGGAAGAUGGCCUCAGGGGGGGGACUGAAAUGGUAAUGGAGGCUGGUGGAUUCCUUCCUCUCCUCCUUGUGGGAUCACACGUUAACGAUGUGGUCCUGUCAGGAGGAUGUGGCUGCUUUUUAUGUACCGUUUGAUUCUAAAGGGCAGCUACUUGCUUCCCUUCCCUUCUGACUACGUCUCCAAUAAAACCUUUAUAGGUUUUUUUUAUUUGAAUGUUUUUUUCCCCCCCAGGGAUCAAAGUAGAUAUUUUUAUGUACAUUAAUUCACACAGAUCACACUUAAACAAGUGAGUGUAAGGCAGCGUUCUGUGUAUUAUACACUUGCAUCAUGAUAUUUAAAAUUGAUACUUCUUUUUGUUUUCCAGUAAUUCAAUUUAACUCUCAAAUAUUAUGUACCUAACAAUAACCCAAAACGAAGCUUGUCAGAAAAUAAAUUGCAUUGAACUAGCUGCAGCUAAACAUUUGCUGUACAGUACAUGUAUUCAAUUAUUUCAUGAUUCCGUUUGCAUCAGUAACCCCAACCUCUCUGAGCUUUGCUUAACAAAAUCCCUGUUGCGUUAGCACUUUUUCCUCCCACUGAACUUUCCGUGUUAAUAUACUUAGAGAGAGCCAGACCCUUUUUGUCAGAAGUGUCACCAAAAAUCACCAAGUUCAAAGUGUUGUGGGCCACAAAAACAGAAAAACUAAAGCCAAAAUGUGCUGUUUAUAUGUUCAAACAUUGAUUGGACUUAUGAAUCAUUCGAAACACAAAAUGAGUCUAGGAAUUUUGCCUUGUUACACGAGAGGCAUACAUAAUAGAUAUUUUGAGUUUUAAUCUAUUUUCAGCAACAGGAGUGUGUCAUGGCUCACUUUUUCUUCAAAGAAGAAAAAAAACAACUCUUGCUGUGUUAAGCUAAGGUUAUAAAAUGAGUCACCCGGGUCUGCUUUUGAGUCACUGGAUGUUUCUGGUCCUGUUUAUUUAAAAAAUAAUAAUAAUAAAGUGAAAAAAUUAGAUUAAUAAAAGAUGAAUACUAUAUGGUUAUACAUUUUUUUACUAUAAGAUUUUAAUUUCUCAGUGACAGGUUUUUGCCACAAAUCCUUCCAAAUGCUACAAAUUAAUAAUCACGGGAUUAAUGUAGAAUUUGUUUUUUCAUUCUCUCUGUCUGUCCGUCUGUCUAUCCGUCUAUCCAUCCAUCUAUCUAUCUUACUUGUUCAUAUGUAAUACUCUAAUUUUCUGACGGACUGAAUUUGGGUUCUCAUUAGCUAUGGGCCAGGAUGAUCGAACUAAUCAAGCUUAACAGUUUGAAUUGAAAUUCUCAAAAGUAUCUUCAGUCAUACUUUGAGUUAUUGAGAUGCACCUGUAUUCAUGAAUUUGCACAGCAACUAUGUACACGUAUGUUUGCACAGAGGCCGACAAAACGGCCGCCAGGGCUUCUGCGCGCGCACACGUUGCGUACGAGUGUGUGCUUAUGCUCGGUACUGUAUUUAUUUUUGUUCAGCUCAGUAGUGAAAAAAAAUCCUCCUGACAGCAAGUGGCUCAGCUGUUAGUCCUCCAUGAGCCCAUUAGUGACGAGUUAAGUGAAAAAGCAUUCACUUAUCCUCUUUCGGUUCAGCAAGCUAUUCCUGUCGGCAGCCUCAGACCUCCCCGUCAGUGACUUUUUACGUUGAUUACUAUUUAGUGACGUAACUGCCACAGGGCGUUAAUAUUUCAAAAUAAAACAUGACUGCAUGACUUAAAAAAUGAAUAAAUAAAUGAAAAACAUACCAUAUAGUUUCCUGAAGAGAAAUGUGGAGAACGUUUGCACACCAAAAGUUACACAGGAAAGCAUGAUGGAUGCCAAGUUUAAAUGUCACUGUAAUAUCAAAACAUUGCAACAUGUUUUUUCUCACCUUUUGCACCAUUAUUAAGAAUGGAUUUGUCACAUGCAAACGAAGAAUUAACUAUCUGCAGUGUGGGCAGCUGUGAAAACACAAAGUGGAUUAACCUAAACGUUUUUGUUUUCUUUUUGCUAUGAAUACUAAUCUAGGGCUUGCAUACUUACAGCAGUGUGGUGGUUACAACCGUUUGUAGUAGAGGAAUAAGGUCAACUGUGAACGAGAUGUACUUAUAACACUGGAAGACAUGAAUAAAAUAUUCUGAUUGAGCUAAA
Messenger RNA from Xiphophorus couchianus (Monterrey platyfish), 5110 nucleotides. It is a transcript of the gene ttll11, whose product is annotated as tubulin tyrosine ligase-like family, member 11. The coding region runs from base 599 to 2791 and encodes 730 amino acids. The transcript has 10 exons. NCBI's taxonomy places the organism in Eukaryota, Metazoa, Chordata, Actinopteri, Cyprinodontiformes, Poeciliidae. Gene Ontology annotation, molecular function: tubulin binding; tubulin-glutamic acid ligase activity. Gene Ontology annotation, cellular component: ciliary basal body. Gene Ontology annotation, biological process: protein polyglutamylation; microtubule cytoskeleton organization. The record is from RefSeq and is a predicted model, not a curated record.